Pelobates cultripes (western spadefoot toad) is the source of this 438-nucleotide messenger RNA. NCBI's taxonomy places the organism in Eukaryota, Metazoa, Chordata, Amphibia, Anura, Pelobatidae. The record is from the annotation of a GenBank genome assembly.
AAACAUCACUCCUAUCACCCACGUCCUACCCACACCCAUUACAAUCAAAGAGAAAGCCCGCCAAGGAAUUAUUACAAAGGUAAGACUAAUGAGAGAAUAGAAUCUAAACCUUCCAUAAAAAACCAUCUCAGGUCCAAUAUAUCGAACAUGAGAACCCCCAUUCAGACAGAAAAAAGAGCCAAAUCAGAUGAAUUUCUUACAGCCCAAAGUAAGUUUAGAUACAAUUCCAGAAGAAUAUCAGAUAUUCACACCCAUAACCGAUUUGACCCCCUUACUAAAACCUCAGAAGAGGAGGAUUUUUGGAGUUUGAGGAACAAGGACAAACACAAAUUCCUCUCACGCCAAAAAUCACCAAACAAACGACAAAGUACGGAAGAAGGGGAAUUAGAGGAGGAGUGGACACACAGAGAAGGAAAGAGAGACAAACGCAACCCAUAA